GCCUAUUUGUUGCCGAUGUCUACUUCACAGAUACUUCACAAAUUGGUGCUGUUGUGGCCCGCUUUGUUGACGCUGAACGUUGAGAUCGGAAUCGAAAUCGCUGCCUGGGCAUCUAGCUGGUUGUAGUAUCUCCCCUCUAGACAAUCUACCGUCCCUGGUCCCAUCGUCCACUGUCGUCCGAAUCGAGCCGGCUGCGUGGCCCGUUGCACUAUAAAAGUAACGCAAUGCACGCAAUGAAUUUACAGUUGCAAUUCUCAGUCAACGACGCCAAGACAAAUAUACGACAAAAAGACUCCAACAUGAAACUAUUGAUUCUGUGCACUUUGUUGGCUGCUGCGAACGCUGCUCCCGGCCUCCUCGACUACGGCUUGGGACACACGGCACCAGCCAUCAGCUAUGGACAUGCUGAGCCAGCCAUCAGCUAUGCUCAUGCUGCACCCGCCAUUAGCUAUGCCCAUGCUGCUCCAGCGGUCACUUAUGCGGCAGCUGCGCCGGUCAUUAAAUCCUAUGCGCCUGCCAUCAGCUAUGCUGCUCCCACAGUCGUCAAAUCCUACGCGCCUGCCAUCAGCUAUGCUGCUCCGGCUCCAGUGAUCAAAUCCUAUGCUCCAGCCAUCAGCUAUGCCGCUCCCACGGUGCUCAAGUCGUACGCUGCUCCAGUUGCUGUCGCUGCCCCUGUGGUCAAGGCUGUUGCUGCUCCGGCUACCAGCUACUCCCACUUCAGUUCGGUUGUUUCCCACGCUACGCCCAUCAUCAAGUCCUACGCUGCCGCCCCCAUUAUCAAGUCCUAUGCCGCUCCAGCCAUUAGCUACGCUGCUCCAGCUGUCGUCAAGUCAUAUGCCGCUCCAGCGAUCAGCUAUCAGCCAACUCUGCUGAAAUCCUAUGCUGCAGCACCUGCUCUGUCAUUGGGCGGAUACGAUGAUCACUAUGGCUACCACUAAGUUUCCUUUAAAACUGAGCUUGAGCUGAGAUUGAUCGCAAGUGAGAGAUAGGCGACAGGAAGUGAUAGAGAGUGAGAGCGAAAGCGAUGAGGAGAAAGUGAAAGAGAGAGCAUGAAGUUGACAGCGGCACGUUUUUAAAUUAUUCCCAAGUUUCGUAUAUUCUGUAUUUA
This is a messenger RNA of Drosophila nasuta, 1108 nucleotides long. Its product is annotated as cuticle protein 16.5. Bases 225 to 938 code for a protein of 237 amino acids. The transcript has 3 exons. The record is from RefSeq and is a predicted model, not a curated record. NCBI's taxonomy places the organism in Eukaryota, Metazoa, Arthropoda, Insecta, Diptera, Drosophilidae.